AUGCGUUUCCAAGAUAUUGGUAUUGCUGCUAUGGUGGCGCCCCUUGUGGCUGCCCAUGGAGGUAUGGAAGGUGUGCCGAAGAUCUUUGGGUUGCCCAGGGGUUUGGAGUCUGACUUCAAGGCUCCCGUCGCUGCUCGCGUGCUGAGGCAUGCUUCGGAGCCCAAGGGUGGACUGCUAGAGACUCGUCAGGGUGGUCAAAACGGUCGAUGUGGUGCUGCUUUUGGAAACGCGAAGUGUGCGACAGGUUACUGCUGCUCGGGUUCAGGAUACUGUGGUACAACGAAGGAUCACUGCUUGGCUCCGGACUGUCAGAUGGACUUCGGUCCUGCUUGCGAUGCCAACAAGGCUCCAGGUGGUGCUACUACACGUAAUGACCCUCGUCCUCAGAAGGGUAACGUUGCGUACGGAGGCGGUGGCAUCUAUACUUGCCAGAAGGCUGGAACCGUUGCCAUUACUUACGACGAUGGUCCAUACAUUUACACUGAGCGCGUCUUGGAUCAAUUCGCUACCUACGGCUUCAAGGCGACCUUCUUCGUGACCGGAAUCAACAACGGCAAAGGAGCCAUUGACACCACAGCUGCCUGGUCUAAUGUUAUCAAGCGCAUGAUAGCUGAGGGUCAUCAGGUUGCCUCCCACACAUGGAGCCACGCGGACUUGAGCAAGAUCAGCGACGCCCAGCGCAUCAACGAGAUGGUCAAGAACGAAAUGGCCAUCCGCAACAUUAUCGGAAAAUACCCCACCUACAUGCGACCUCCUUACAGCUCUUGCAACGCCGCAUGCCAGACGACGAUGAAGAACCUGGGCUACGUCAUCAGCUACUUUGACCUUGACACCGACGACUACAACCAGUUGUCUAACAUUCAAGUUGCCAAGGAUAACUUCAAGAGGAUCCUCGAUUCCACUGCUGGUGGCCCCCAAUCUGGCGACCGUCUGGCUAUUGCCCACGAUAUUCACGAGCAGACUGCGCUUAACUUGACUGGAUACAUGUUGGAAUACCUUAAGUCCAAGGGUUACCGCGGUGUCACCAUGGGCGAGUGCAUGGGCGAGCCUGAGGCAAACUGGUACCGUACAUCCGGCGAAGCUCCUCCCGCAAACGGCGGCGGUAGCGGUAACGGUGGCGGUAGCGGAAACACCCCUGUGUCAACCGAUGGCUCCUGCGGCUCUGGAAAGGGCACGUGUGCUGGUUCGACAUUCGGAAACUGCUGCUCGCAGUACGGAUGGUGUGGCGCUUCAACUGAUCACUGCGGCGCUGGCUGCAACUCUGCGUUCGGUACCUGCACCACAGGUGGCGGCAGCGGUGGCGGCGGCGGCAGCACGACUCCUGGAAAGAAGGUUUCUACAGAUGGAACUUGCGGAGUCCAAGGUGGAGCUACUUGCGCCGGUUCGACGUUCGGAAACUGCUGCAGUUCGUAUGGGUGGUGUGGUUCCACCACUGGACAUUGCGGUAGUGGAUGUGAUACUUCCUCCGGUACUUGCACCAAGUAA
This is a messenger RNA of Pyrenophora tritici-repentis Pt-1C-BFP, 1485 nucleotides long. Its product is annotated as CDA1, xylanase-chitin deacetylase. NCBI's taxonomy places the organism in Eukaryota, Fungi, Ascomycota, Dothideomycetes, Pleosporales, Pleosporaceae. The record is from RefSeq and is a predicted model, not a curated record. Gene Ontology annotation, biological process: carbohydrate metabolic process. Gene Ontology annotation, molecular function: chitin binding; hydrolase activity, acting on carbon-nitrogen (but not peptide) bonds.